CAACAAAACUGAGCCAACAACGGAACCAGUAACUCCAACGACUACGAUUCCAUCAUCAUCAAGAGCAUAUCUUAAAGAAAUCGAGCCAGUUAUUAGAGCGAUUGAGCGGGAAUCGACAACGGAUCCUUUUUCCGUAUUUUUGCGGAAAAUGUUUAUAAUUUUGACAACUAAAAGGAAUGAAGAUUUGCCAUUGCUGAUUAAUCAAUUCAGAGAAUAUGUCUCGACGCUACUGACCAGCGGGCAGCUAGAACCGUUGGGCAUGCAGGCCAAUUCGUACAUCGCAACAAGGCUUCUAAUAUUAGAGAAGUAUCCAAUGCAAGCGCUGCGUCAUUUUUUUGAUGUACUCCAAAAAAAACUGGCUCAAAGAAACAAGAAGUUGUCCAAAGAGGUGAACGAUAUUUUAGACUAUAUGGACGAUACAUACGAUGAAGCGGAGGAAGAGGCCAUGCAGGCGGUUCUACGUGAGGCUUACUUGUAUCCAGAUACUAAAAACUAUAAUAAGAUUGCUCAAGGUUUUGUAGAUUAUGUGUUUCUAAAACCAUUGAUGAGAGUGACGGGAACCUCAAGAGGCAACGUUCUGUUUAAAAUGAUAAAAGAUGCUUUAAUAAAAUUAGCAAAGUCUGAUCAUGUUAUCUUUUCACCGGCGUUUUAUGCAAAUCUUCGUAAAUCCUUUAAGAAAACACAAAAACUCAGACACGAGUCGUCUAGCACAGACACUGAAGAAAAUAUAUCAAGUAAAGAAAGUAUAGAUUUAAGCGACAUAAGUAGUAAUUGCUCAAGUGAGAGUUCCGACACAAUAACAAGUUCCGAUGAGGAAGAAAAGAGCAGUAACAAAAGAACACGUAAGAAUUUUCAAUUUAAGAAUAAUAAAUUAGUAAAACCUGAGAAUUUUAAGAAACAAAACAUACUUAGCAAUAGAGCAAAAUCGAGGAAAAUAAAAUCAUAUGAAGUGUUAAGCAAAUUAAGGCCUAUACAGAAAAAACAAAAUGGUGCUAUUGAGAAUAAUAGAGAAAUUCGCCGACAUUCUUACCAACAUAUUCUAUCAAGCACAUCCACAACUAUUGAUGCCAACGUUAUCACUGCGGCAGAAUCUAGUGAUAUUGAAAGGAGACGCUGA
Cydia strobilella is the source of this 1117-nucleotide messenger RNA. RefSeq lists its product as uncharacterized. The transcript has 5 exons. NCBI's taxonomy places the organism in Eukaryota, Metazoa, Arthropoda, Insecta, Lepidoptera, Tortricidae. Bases 149 to 1117 code for a protein of 322 amino acids. The record is from RefSeq and is a predicted model, not a curated record.